Oppia nitens is the source of this 2816-nucleotide messenger RNA. It is a transcript of the gene hay, whose product is annotated as general transcription and DNA repair factor IIH helicase subunit XPB-like. Gene Ontology annotation, molecular function: hydrolase activity; ATP binding; 3'-5' DNA helicase activity. The coding region runs from base 206 to 2602 and encodes 798 amino acids. The transcript has 8 exons. Lineage: Eukaryota; Metazoa; Arthropoda; Arachnida; Sarcoptiformes; Oppiidae. Gene Ontology annotation, cellular component: transcription factor TFIIH holo complex; transcription preinitiation complex; nucleotide-excision repair factor 3 complex. Gene Ontology annotation, biological process: nucleotide-excision repair; transcription initiation at RNA polymerase II promoter. The record is from RefSeq and is a predicted model, not a curated record.
UCAAUGAUUGCGUUUACGAUUUGUUUGUGUUUUUAUUUUAAUAAUACAAAUAAAAAAACAAUUAACUAAUUGUCAAAACAAAUAGUCAAACAAUAAUUAUCAUUAAAAAAAAACACGUGUUGUUUGUUGUGGUCAUUGUGUGUGUUAAUUGACCAGUAAUUAUAUUGUGUCCGCGACAACAACAGCGGCGGCGGCGGUAAACAAAAUGGGCAAAAAAGAUAGAAGUUCCCGAUCGAAACACAGUACUGGAGGUAGUGGUGGUGGCGGCGGUGGGGGUAGCGCUGGCCACUCAUACGGCGGCGACGAUAUUGCCGAUGACACCAACGAGAGUUUGGAUAUCAUACCCGAAUCGGCCAGUCGUCAAAUUAACGAAGGCGUUCGCGAAGACGAGUUCGGUGCCAAAGACUAUACACAAGAUGUCCAACUAAGAGAAGACUAUAUGUCGCGGCCAUUAUGGGUGGCACCGGAUGGCCAUAUCUUUUUGGAAACAUUUUCGCCGGUCUAUAAACACGCGCACGACUUUCUCAUUGCAAUCGCCGAACCCGUCUCCCGUCCCGAACACGUCCAUGAAUACAAACUAACAGCCUAUUCACUCUAUGCCGCCGUAUCUGUUGGUCUACAGACCAAAGAUAUUAUUGAAUAUAUGAGACGACUGAGCAAAACGACAAUUCCCGACGGAAUCGUUGAAUUUAUUAAUCUCUGUACACUAAGCUAUGGUAAAGUAAAACUAGUUUUGAAACACAACCGAUAUUUUGUUGAAUCGCCUUUUCCUGAUGUGAUACAAAAACUAUUGAAAGAUCCAGAAAUACAAAAGGCUCGUUUGAGACGGGAUGUCGAAAAUGCCGAUGAAGAAAACGACGGCCUUAUAGUGACCAGCAUGAAGACUGGUAAGGCCAGCACCAGUCAAGUCGCCGCUGAUGGCACCACAACCGCUGACGAUAAUAAAGCUGAGGAAAAAGAAUCGGAAGCAAUACCCGACGAUAUUGCCAAUUACUAUGAAAAGAUGGAGAGAGACGAAGAUGACGCCGAAGAUGUUAAGACAAUAUCGUUUGAAGUAAAUCAGUCGGAGAUUGAGAAUCUUCAGCGACGGUGCAUACAAUUGGAGUAUCCGCUGUUAGCCGAGUAUGACUUCAAACACGAUACGUUAAAUCCUGAUAUUAAUCUUGAUCUAAAACCGGCGGCUCUUUUACGGCCCUAUCAAGAGAAAAGUUUACGCAAAAUGUUUGGCAACGGUAGAGCACGAUCGGGCGUUAUUGUGUUGCCCUGCGGUGCCGGUAAAUCAUUGGUCGGUGUGACAGCUUGUUGUACAGUCAGAAAACGGUGUCUCGUACUAUGCAAUUCAGCCGUAUCCGUUGAACAAUGGAAAACACAGUUCAAACUGUGGUCAACAGCCGACGACACUAUGAUAUGUCGGUUUACAUCUGAUGCCAAAGACAAGCCAAUUGGCAGCGGUAUCUGUAUAACGACAUACUCGAUGAUAACGCAUACACAGAAACGGUCGUGGGAAGCGGAACAGGUGAUGAAAUGGUUGACCGAACAGGAAUGGGGUCUUAUGUUGCUCGACGAGGUGCACACUAUACCGGCCAAAAUGUUUCGUCGAGUGUUGACUAUAGUCCAGUCUCAUUGUAAGCUCGGUUUGACGGCCACACUGGUCCGCGAGGACGACAAGAUUGCCGAUCUUAACUUUCUGAUCGGACCCAAACUAUACGAAGCCAAUUGGCUAGAGUUGUCCAAUAAUGGCUACAUUGCUCGUGUCCAGUGCGCCGAAGUUUGGUGUCGAAUGGCACCCGAAUUCUAUCGAGAAUAUUUGACUACCAGAGCCUGCAAAAAGAUGCUUCUGUAUGUGAUGAACCCAAACAAGUUCAGGGUUUGUCAGUUUCUUAUACGAUAUCACGAAAGACGUAACGAUAAGAUAAUUGUCUUUUCGGACAACAUAUUUGCACUAAUCAAUUACGCCAAACGAAUGGGCAGACCAUACAUCUAUGGUCCGACAUCUCAGGGCGAGAGACUGCAAAUAUUGCAAAAUUUUCAAUACAACCCAAAGCUGAGCACAAUAUUUGUGUCGAAAAUUGCCGACACAUCUUUCGAUUUGCCCGAAGCCAAUGUACUGAUUCAGGUGUCCAGUCACGGCGGUUCCCGUCGUCAAGAAGCCCAGCGAUUGGGACGUAUUUUGCGGCCCAAAAAGGGAAUGCAAACCGAAGAGUAUAAUGCAUUCUUUUAUUCGCUGGUAUCGCAGGACACGAUUGAGAUGCAAUACGCGCGCAAAAGACAACGUUUUCUUGUCAAUCAGGGCUACAGCUAUAAAGUGAUUACUACGUUGAAAGGUAUGGACGAAGAAGAACUGCUCUAUAAGAGCCGAGACGAACAACAACAACUACUGCAACAGGUAUUACAGGCCAACGAUGCCGACGGUGAAGAAGAAAAGAUUAGCGGUCUUGACUCGGCUACUGGCCGGUCCGCUUCGGGUGGUUUUAUCCGAAAAGCCGGAAACAUGAGCUCCAUAUCGGGUGCCGACGACAACGUCUAUAUGGAGUAUAAGAAAAGUUCGGCCAAAGGAGGAGGAGAUCACAAACAUCCACUGUUUAAGAGAUUUAGGAAAUGAUUUGUUUGUUUGCUUAUAAUGUGUUAACUCUCUAAUGAUUAUAACAGAGUAUUAUAAAUAAGUWCUGCAAAUAAUUUUCACGUGUAUAUAGACUUAAAACAUUGUUUAUAUAUUUGAAUGAAAACACAUUUAUAUACAUUAAGUACAUGUGUUUAAAAAUGACUGUGUUUUGUGUAUUAAAAAAAAUUAAAAUAAUUUAUAAAUUGUUAAAAUA